AUUCUCCAGGCGAACUCGAUCGGACCUUAGCUAGUAUUAAUUGAAACUGCGGGGAUGUUCUGACUUAACCCGGACAGAUAAGUUAUUAUUCUUACUAUACGUGAAAGACAUAGUGCUGCGUCAAUAAGAACCACUUUUACCACAAGGUCUACUAGCUGCUUCAGUACUACAACCGCCAAUAUGCCUGCCAACACCCGCAUUCAGUCUUCAGCUUCAAAGCUCCACAAUCUGCUUGUACCGCGGCCUCCAACACCAUGUCUGCUUCCACUGCGCUCUAUCUGGCAGCCGGCUGCGAUUCAUACCCCGAGAAGCGUGCAAGCACGCCUAAACAGCGGCCUGGGCAAAGACUGGAAGGGUACUGGGCCGGAGGAUAAUGCAGUUAACCGAGCAGAGAAAAGUGAUACCACAGACCCAACAACAGAUGCAUCAGCUUCUGUUAUGCAGGACAGGAAGGAGGGCGGGGGUAACGACGCAAAGCCUCAGGGAGCAACAGAAAAGGGAGGUAGUCAGCAUGGAAAGAAGGCGAAGCAGGAACAUCCGAAGGCACCAGAGCCAAUUAUUGGAAUGAAUGAUGAGAGAGGCCAUAAGGGUCAUUAAGACCAGGGUCAUAUAUUAGUAAUGGGAAAAGCUCAGGAGCGGUUUAAAUCGGACUGGAAGAUGCAUGCUAGUCUUGGAGCUAUAUCAUCUCAGUACUUGUAUUUCAUUAUCAUGUUGACUGUACAUAAAAUCUUGAAUAGCAGGAUCUAUCG
Messenger RNA from Aspergillus eucalypticola CBS 122712, 749 nucleotides. RefSeq lists its product as uncharacterized. NCBI's taxonomy places the organism in Eukaryota, Fungi, Ascomycota, Eurotiomycetes, Eurotiales, Aspergillaceae. The coding region runs from base 181 to 597 and encodes 138 amino acids. The transcript is spliced from 2 exons. The record is from RefSeq and is a predicted model, not a curated record.